Messenger RNA from Triticum turgidum subsp. durum (durum wheat), 648 nucleotides. NCBI's taxonomy places the organism in Eukaryota, Viridiplantae, Streptophyta, Magnoliopsida, Poales, Poaceae. The record is from the annotation of a GenBank genome assembly.
AUGACGCCCGACGACGUUUCCAAAAAUUCGCCCGUGCCGCCGCCGUCCCUGCCGCCAAUCGACUCGUGGGCUCGGGGAGGGCGUCGCUCCAGGCGCUGUCGCGGCAGCGGCAGCAUCAGAUCUGUCGACAGCGCCGAUUCCGAGGAGGAGUACCUAGCACUCUCUCUCCUCAUGUUGGCACGCGGCAAGGUCGAGGACGGCGGCGUCGGAGGCGUCAAGGGCAUGGGAAUGGCGCCAACCAAGGCGCAGGGGUACGGGUGCUCCGUGUGCGGCAAGAUCUAUGCGUCCUACCAAGCACUGGGCGGCCACAAGAAGAGCCAUAGGAAGCCGCCCACACUGCCAGCAGCAUCGGCAGGCGGCGACGAGGCGUCCGGCGGCGCCCCCGUGGUGGCCAAGAUGCACCAGUGCUUGCUCUGCCGCCGCACAUUCCCGUCAGGGCCAGCGCUGGGCGGGCACAAGCGCCUGCACUACGAGGGUGGCGCCGCGGCUGACGGGAUCGGCAAGGACAAGGAGGCUGCCAAGGCGAAGGCGGCGUCACUACUGAGGGACUUCGACCAGAACCUGCCAGCAUCGGCGGUGGCCGGGUACGAGGUCGAGAGCCCAUCUCAGGGUGCGAAGAGGGUGAGGUUGAUGCUACUAGCAGUUUGA